Bathycoccus prasinos is the source of this 693-nucleotide messenger RNA. RefSeq lists its product as hypothetical. The coding region runs from base 1 to 693 and encodes 230 amino acids. The record is from RefSeq and is a predicted model, not a curated record. The transcript has a single exon. Lineage: Eukaryota; Viridiplantae; Chlorophyta; Mamiellophyceae; Mamiellales; Bathycoccaceae. Gene Ontology annotation, molecular function: RNA binding.
AUGAAGGGGGUUCGACUGUACAUUUCUGGCCUGCAUCAAACAGUGAGUGAACAGGAUUUGAAGGAGCUAUUCAAACCUUUUGGUCAAAUUAAAAAUGUCCAGAUAGCACGUUGCAAAGAACUGAACUAUCAAAGCUUUUGUAGAGGUUUUGCACACUUCGAAAUCAAUUUUUCGAGCCAAGAAGCACAGAUCCGCUGUCUUUUUAUGUACAAUGGUUGUAAGUGGAAAUCGCGACGAAUUCAACUCGAACUUGCGCACCCUAGCUUUAGGGAUCGACGACUCGCUGAAAUAUACGAGAAUAAUCAAUCUAUGCCACGCUUUUCAAAUCUUAGAAAGAGUACUGAGGUUAAAAACUUUAUGCUUAUCCCUUUAAAUAUUGCUGGACGUUCGAGAAAUACUCAAAUAGAAGUUUUUUGUGGGAUCUCCCGUAAAUUUGACCAUUCUGAUGAAGAAAAGAAAACGAGUUAUACUGCGAAUCAUAGGGAGAUACAUACCUCACUUAGUACUGAAACAAGAAACACUGAAAAUAUCAAAGCAAGUACUGUAAGGAGACAUGGUUUAGAUACAUCACAUGCACGUGAUUUGAAAUUGAUUGAUUUCGAACAAGAGAGUUUUUCUAAGAGUAUGAAAAAGAAGUGUCCUGAUAGCGACAAACAAAGAAUUUCCAUUUCAUCCAACUUCUUUAGAGAUUAG